AAUAUACAUACUUGUAGAGGACAUUUGCGUCAAAGCGCCUCACAUCGUCCCCGGCCUCUUGGUCGGUCCAGUUCAAGUCUGACGAAGUUCGUGAAACUCUAGGGCAGUCUAGGACUUUCACCGCGCCAAUGGCUUGUAUUGUUAUACACCUUGUGCGUAGUCCUUUGCGACGACAACUUAGACCUUCUCAACUUGGACAUAGCCGCGACCGAACACUACUUGUCGAGCCAAGACGUGCAGCUCUCAGCCGCGCGAACCUCCACGCGCUACUGAACUUUCUGCUAUUACGCUGGGAGCUCACUUGCAACUACUCGCGUGCUCGGCAACGCCAGAAAGCCCCUUGACCCGGCCGUAAUGGCGCGGGAACUGCGGAGCUCUAGCCGCCUUCGGUGUCCAGGGGCUCCCUCCUGUAAACAAGCUGGCUUCAUAUUCGUCUCGUUGUUCAUUUCUUUGCUACUAGCAGCCAGAGGCACAUUCGCAGGGCGCUUGGCGUUCCACCAGCCGGGCUACCUAGCAGCUUGCCUUUUAUCGCGUGACGGAAACCACGAUGUCCGUGAAUGGGUUGAGUACCACCUCUUUGCGGGCGUUGACAAGAUUUUCCUGUUCGACCACAACAGCAGCGUGCCCAUGAUUGCCGAGGUAUCAGACUACGUGGCUGCAGGCAAGGUGCAGUACACCUACCUCACCAGCACCCUGCCGCGGAUUGCGGGGCCCGAGGACUUCCCCAACGGCUUCCAGGGGCGCGUGUUCGGGGAGUGCCUGGAGCAGGCGCGCGGCUACUACAAGUGGAUGAUGUUCACAGACAUGGACGAGGUCACGUACGUCUUGGACCCCAAAUACGGCUACAGCAUUGCUGCGGUGCUGCGUGACUACGAGCACGCAGGCGCGGUGCUGAUCCACCGCCGGGACGUGGGCAGCAGCGGCGUGCAGGAGCGCACGCCGGGCAUGGGGCAAUUGGCCACGUUCACCAAGUGCGUCAACAGCAACAGCAAAAUGGUCAAGGGCAUCGCGCAGGUGGACUAUGUCUCGGUCUCCUACAAUGCCCACUGCUUUGAGUACAAGGAGGAGGGCCACCUCGGCCUCCGACUGGGUGAUAACCGCACCGUCACGCGCACCGCGGACAUUUCAGACCCCCCCGCGGACCCGCCCCUCCUGAUCUACCACUACGCCGGCUCUGUGGCAGAGUACACGGAGCGUGUGAACAGCCUGAGCUCGGGCGUGAGCGGCCUGACCACCAAGAGCAUCUCCAUGUACCAGGGGCUAGACAACACAGCCAUUCGGGACUGCUUGGCCGGCCGCCGCGCCCACGCGGCCAUGCUGGCUGCCAACGCAAUUCACCCCGUGCAGCCCUUUUGCACCGCCGAGGGCCUGCGCCGCCGCCUGGCGCGGAAGGGGCGGACGCAGAAGCAGUUGGCGGCGGCAGCGGCGGCUGGUGGCGGCGCGACGGCUGGCGGCGGCAGGCGGAGGUUGCGGCAGGUGUAAAAUAAGUAAUGGGUAUUGCGAAAGGCAUGUUACAAUGCGUGGCGAGGACAUAUAGACGAGGUGAUCUCCAAGAAAACGUAGUGGCAUAAGUGUCGUGAUUCCAACUGUCAUUGUUUACCAAAACAUCUCGAAAUGGAACAACACUGCAAGAACUGCUCUUCUCUCCGGCGAUGGCUUGCAUCGUUUGCCAUGACGUGCGGGUGCUUUUGUGCGCGAUAGCGGCCCAACGGCCCUUCUUCUUCUCUUACUCUCUCGUGCGUACAUGAUCUUCUGUUGCCCAGAUGGCUGUAUGUAGGCAGUAUGUAGCGGGUGACGGGUUUGUGACAGACGGGUUGGUGGGCGUAGCGGCAGCUCUCGUAGUAUCAGUGGAAGCAUCAGCACCCCAACUGGGUGCAGCCUCUUGAGGUAGUGUGGAGUGAGCGUGUGCGGGGGAGUGGUACGGCAUGGCGCAUUAGCGUGGUUACUGCAGUAUGCGCAUGGCAGUUUAAGUCGACUGCGGGCCCGGCCGGUCUUGCAUCGUGAUCCUUGCUUCUUGAAUGAAGCUGAAAGCAUGUUACCAUUCAAGACCUGUAUGCGAUGAUCGUCAGGUUUGCUGGCGGCCUCUGAGUGUGAUUGACUACGCGGGAGCAGGACCGAGACAUUGGCGCGCGCAAUGUUACGUGAUAAUGGCGGCAACGGUGGCAUAUUGACUUCGUGAUCCGACGAUAUCUUGGUGCGGGGGUACUUGCCGAUCAUGGACGUGACCAACGACGCAUGAUUGAACCGUACAUAUGCGCAAGUUUGCGCCGGCGAGCGUUAGAGGCACCUUAUCGCGGAUUGGCGAAGGCCAAGCCCCCCUAAAUGUAAUUAGAGUGCAGA
Molecule: messenger RNA, 2340 nt
Organism: Chlamydomonas reinhardtii
Lineage: Eukaryota; Viridiplantae; Chlorophyta; Chlorophyceae; Chlamydomonadales; Chlamydomonadaceae
Exons: 7
Coding region: 355-1482 (375 amino acids)
Source: RefSeq, a predicted model, not a curated record